Motacilla alba alba is the source of this 4135-nucleotide messenger RNA. It is a transcript of the gene HEMK2, whose product is annotated as N-6 adenine-specific DNA methyltransferase 1. Gene Ontology annotation, molecular function: S-adenosylmethionine-dependent methyltransferase activity; protein methyltransferase activity; nucleic acid binding. The record is from RefSeq and is a predicted model, not a curated record. Gene Ontology annotation, cellular component: eRF1 methyltransferase complex. NCBI's taxonomy places the organism in Eukaryota, Metazoa, Chordata, Aves, Passeriformes, Motacillidae. Gene Ontology annotation, biological process: methylation. Bases 32 to 691 code for a protein of 219 amino acids. The transcript has 8 exons.
GUUCCUGCCCUUGUCCCGCCCCUUCCCCCGGAUGCGGGCCGGGAUGGCGCUGCCCACCCCGCGGUACGAGCACCUGGGCCCGCGGGGGCCCUUUCGGGACGUGUACGAGCCGGCCGAGGACACCUUUCUGCUGCUCGAUGCGCUGGAGCGGGACGCGGGCAGCCUGCGGGAGGCUCGAGUCGAGAUCUGCCUUGAAAUAGGAUCUGGAUCUGGUGUGGUUUCAACAUUUCUGGCUUCUUCCAUCCUUGGACCCAGUGCAUUUUACAUAUGCACAGAUAUCAACCCCAUGGCAGCUUACUGUACCCAGGAGACAGCUCUGCUUAACAAUGUUCACCUGCAGCCUGUCAUCACUGACUUGGUCAAAGGAUUAUCCCCAAGAUUAAAUGGGAAGGUUGAUCUGAUGCUGUUUAACCCACCAUAUGUGGUAACACCUUCUGAAGAGGUGAAAAGCCAUGGAAUAGAGGCAUCCUGGGCUGGGGGCAAACAGGGCAGAGAAGUAAUGGAUAGAGUUUUCCCAUUAGUACCAGACCUGCUUUCACCAGGAGGAUUAUUCUACUUGGUCACAAUUAAAGAAAAUAAUCCAGAUGAAAUUCUGGAAACAAUGAAGAAAAGUGGCUUAAAAGGCACACAAGUACUUUCCAGGCAAGCAGGACAAGAGAUGCUGACAAUCCUCAGAUUUAGGAAAUCUUGAUAACUUCUCUUCACCUGCCAGGUAGUAGGCAUGAAGAAAAUUGUACACAGAGUUGUCAGUUGGUAAACACUGAAGUGAAUGCAGUCUGCCCUCUGUUAAUGGCAGGAACUUACUCAUACAAAACAAAAGAAAUAAAUGAACCCAAAAACUGAACUGGGGAACCAAAUUUCAAUGGGUUCAUAAUGAUUUAAUAACCUCUGACAUAAUCAAUGCCACACACCAGAGAGUCUCACCUCUACAAACCAUGCACAUGUAUCACUUUUAAUUUGUAGUCUUCAGCUGUCAUUGGUCAGAACCAGGAUCAUUUUACACCAUCAGCAUUCACCACAAACUGCAAGUUUACAAGCAGCAGUGUUAAGGUUUCCUUCUGUUGGCUUAAAAAGUUCUUUCCUCUCCCAGGAUCAGCGUUCUCAGCACGGAUCACUUUGGCCUUGAUUAAGGACCAGAGUCUUCCACGUCCCUCUGACCUUCAGAGAAGAAGAAAGAGCCUGGUUAAAAUACACAGAUGCUCAGAGUUCAGGACAAAAGCAUUUGGAGGAAGUUUGGAUCAGUGCUCAGAUGGAAAUACAGUGGCACUUUAUACAAUGCAAAAUGUGAAGGCAGAGUUAGGAGUUGUUUCACUUGUUCUCACAUAGCUGUCAAAUAUUUUUAAUACUCAGGGUACUGAACUUCUCAUCUCUUCCAACAUAUGUUCCAGCAGCAGAUAAGGAGGAUUCUCCAAUUCUUCAAUCCUAUGUAAUGAGAACAACAGUUCUGCAACUCAUUAAACACCUUCCCUGAUCUUCAGAGAUGGCUUCUCAAGGAAUGAUGGAAAAUUUUAUUUUAGUAAUUGAAACCACAGAGUGAGACACAGCGUUCUGAGAGCGGGCUCCAGGAAGUCUGCUGAAAAUUACCUUUUAACACUGCGUGAAGGAGGUUUUAGUGCCUUAAAGGAACACGUUCCAGUGUCCCAUCAGCUCCUUGCCUGUCACUGGUGAUCACAGAGCUCAGGAUUUACUGCUGCACCAGCCAAGGUAGCCCCUGCAGUUUUACUCCUGUAAUUCCCUGUUAAAGGAGGGGUCAGCUCCUUCAUUCUGAUAAGCCCUUCCUGAAAAGAUCUGAGGCCUUGGGUAGCUGCAAGAUCCCGUACCUACAAAUUUACUGCAGUGUCAAAAUGCACAGCAAUCAUUCCACCUGGUAUUCACUUGGAGCAGAAGGCAUCAUUAGGGAAUUUCUGUCACCAUGAAGAAAAUCAGGAAUUGACAGGAAGCAGAGGUUUUGUAUAACCAGUCCUGAAACAGACUUCAGUGUCACUGCACAGGUAAAUCAACCAAAUGUUUCAAUAUCUGAUGACACCUUAGGCUACAGCAGCAGCUCCUUAAAUUUUCCUGUCCCCAUCUAUUUAUUGUGUCUUAUAUUACACCACUCUAUGUGAACUACCACAUGUUCUUAAUCCACUUGAUUGGUAAAAUAAGAGAUUAUGCAUAAAUUCUACAAAAAAGGAAUACCUUUAUUUUUUUUAAGAGACCGUUUUUUCAUUACCAAGUGAAAACUUUACAAUGUAAAGUAUUUCUCUUCAGUAUUGUUUUAAUAUAAAAACUUAAAUCACUUACUCUGGUCUUACUGUUCCUACAGGAAGUCUUGUGGCACUGCAGGACCCAGGUAUCUUCAGCCUCACUUUAGUAUCUACUCAUAAGUUCAUGACUUAUUUUUUUAAAUAAAACCAUUUCUGUGGCCACUCACCAUCAACAAAACAUCCCUACCACCAAAACAAAAAUGAAGCAUCUUCAUCAGACCAAAAGAGACUAAACUCUAACAGCACUAUAACAGUGAGAAACUUUGUUAAAAUAAAAAUAUUUUGAAAGUUAGACACGACUUUAAAAUUGUACAAAGACAACAAGCACUCAAAUUACACAGAGUAAGUAGCAGUGAGUAUGUGAAUGCAACAACAGUGAGCCUUGCCUCUUUUUAUAUGUAAAUAUAAAUAGAGAUUAUCCUUGUCAAACUUCCAGCUUUUUUUUUCCUUUUUCCUGAAAAUCAGCUCAUUAUGCUGCAAAACCUAACAGUGAGCAUCUCACUCUUGAGUUCAACAGAAUUGCUAAAAGGGGCUCUGUCUAAAACCAGCCUUUAUACCAUGAGAAUAUCCCAUACUGUGCAGAACAAGUUUUUCUCUCCACUGAAAAACAAUUCCCUUUUAUUAUGCUGAAUGCUUCACCUUUCCAUGGGACCUGCCAAAUUAAAGGCUUCAAAAUUAUUAAAAAUUCUGAAGCUUGCUCCUGUUUUUUCAAGAACAUGAAAGCUGAAACUAUCAUGGUGUGUCCAUGUAAGGAGUCACACAACAGAGAAUGCUCCUGUUAGUAUUUUACUCUUUGCAAGUUUUGUUUCGAGAAAAACACUUGGGAGUAAUUUUAGUUAAUUUGGCUAAAUUAGUUUAAGUAGUGGUCAGAGAACAAAAUAUUUUUUCUUUUAAUUUUUUUUUCUAUUACAUUUAGAGUUCAAAUAUAUUCUUAAAACGUGGCAGAAAGUAUCCCUUAGAGCUUGUCCCUACAUUUGGAUGUCAAGUGAAAAGCUGACACUGUUACCAUCCUCCCUUUACUUCUGAGAGUUUUCUUCUUUACAGGAAAUACAUUCUUGCACAAUAAAUUAAUCCCCCAUGGUGACUGUUCAAACAACUCCAUCACAGCCUCAAAACUAGGAUGUAGUUAUUCCUUAGGUUUAGAUAGAUGAGAAAACUUCUGCUGUAAAUCUUCCCUGAGAUCAACAGCAAUUACAGUUAUGUUUUAUCCAGCUGCAGCCAUACUGGCAAAAUUAUGUUCUGAAUUUGAGUGUUUGCAGGACUCUGUUUCAUGACAGAAUGCAACCACUUACUCAUAUUUUCUGUAAAAAUGCCUUGGUGAUUUGGGUUAUGUUCAUGAUUUUAAACUUAGUUAUUCUUUCUAGAUUACCUGGAAGUGCUUUAUUUUUCAUGGCUUUAUUAUUAAUGUUUGUUGCAAUGGAUCAACAUCUUGAUUUUCAAAAAAGCUUGAAAAGUAUUGUGGCUUUAUUUUUAAAUGAAAAUACCCUAUUAUUAAGACAGCAGUGUCCUGCAAAUUGAGUCCAUUACACUUGCCAAUUGCUUCAUUUUUAUGUAAAACUGUAAAUUUGAAAGCAACUUCAUUUUUUUUCUUCUUUUUUCUUUUUCAAUUAUGCAGGAGCCUAUUUAAUGUUCUCAUGAAGCAUUUCAAAAUGUCUGUCAGUCUGUCAGUUAAGGGAAGAACACACAGCAUCUAAUCCUAUCUAAAAGUAUUAUGGGGUGCAGCCUGGAAAAUCCCAUCUUAGCAAACUGAGCAAACUAGCCCAAACUCCUUUUGCCCAUCCCACUUCUCAUCCUACAGCUGCUUUUGUUUUCUCAAUAUCCUAUUCUUCUCCGUUUGCUUCAAUUCUAAGAUAGCAUUGCUGAGGUUUCAAAAAAGAUUAAAAAUUAAA